UAAAAAACAGCAAGCUGCUAUUGUUUGAGAGGCUAUAGGAAGGUGGACGAGGAGGUUGCUGCAGAGGAAGUUGCUACUUCAAGGAAAAACGACUCCGGACCACUGAACCACAAAAAAUGCCGGUGAUCAAUAUAGACGAUCUAACGGAAAAGGAUAAAUUAAAAAUGGAAGUUGAACAGCUCAAGAAAGAAGUGAAACUUGAAAGACAGCUGGUUUCUAAAAUGUGUGAAGAAAUCAAGACAUAUAUUGAGGGAAACUCUGGAGAGGAUCCAUUGGUAAAGGGUAUUCCUGAAGACAAGAACCCCUUUAAGGAGAAAGGAGGCUGUGUGAUUGCUUAAAAAUGUCUUCUAGGACUGUUAUUGCCAGUCAAGUGUUAUAUUUUAGAUUACGGAACUCUACUUAUACAUGAAUAAAACCCAGUGCUAAUAUGGCAUGGACAUUGGCUGAAGGACUACAUGUAAAUGUAUUAAGAUAAUUUGCUCCAUUGCACUCUACAUACGUCAAUACUCUCCUUGGGUUAGAAACCGGAAACCCACCAUGUCAUGAACGUAACCCUAGUCUCCAGGUGUAACAUAUUGCUUUGCAGGUUGUACUAGUUUGUUUUAUUAAAACACAUCUAUAAAUCCAAUUAAUUCCUGUACUUUUAUAUUAGAUAAAUAAAGGAGAAUAUGGUGGUGUGUUGGGUUGACAUGU
Messenger RNA from Pelobates fuscus (common spadefoot toad), 693 nucleotides. It is a transcript of the gene GNGT1, whose product is annotated as G protein subunit gamma transducin 1. The record is from RefSeq and is a predicted model, not a curated record. The coding region runs from base 117 to 338 and encodes 73 amino acids. Gene Ontology annotation, cellular component: heterotrimeric G-protein complex. NCBI's taxonomy places the organism in Eukaryota, Metazoa, Chordata, Amphibia, Anura, Pelobatidae. Gene Ontology annotation, molecular function: G-protein beta-subunit binding. Gene Ontology annotation, biological process: G protein-coupled receptor signaling pathway. The transcript has 3 exons.